AUGUCUGACUCAGGGAAGAUCACCAUUUCCAUCGAUCGCGGUGGCACUUUUACAGAUGUCCACGCGAUUCAACCUGGUCGUCCAGACAUUAUCCUGAAGCUUCUCUCCGUUGAUCCAUCUCACUAUCAGGAUGCCCCCACCGAGGGCAUCCGUCAGAUUCUAGAGCUGGCUACCGGGGAGCCACAUCCCCGCGGCCAACCAUUAAAGCUCGACCGGAUUGGCUGUCUGCGAAUGGGCACAACGGUUGCAACAAAUGCAUUGCUUGAGCGCAAAGGUGCUCGUUCAGUACUUUUCACAACCAAAGGUUUCCGAGAUUUAUUGAAAAUUGGCGAUCAGUCCCGGCCGGCCAUUUUUGAUCUAUCAAUGGCUCGCCCUGGGGUGCUGCCAGAAAGUGUCGUCGAAGUCAACGAACGUGUGCUGCCCUGCCAUCCCUCCGCCGACAGCGACUGUUUCUCGGAAUGCCGGAUGGUAGAGGGAAUCACUGGUGAGAAAUUCCGAGUUGUUCAAGAGCUGGAUGUCGCGCAAGUGCAAUCAGAACUUCAGCGUUUGAAACACCAAGGGAUCCAGUCCCUUUCUGUGGCACUCUUGCAUUCCUACGCAUAUCCAGACCACGAGCGUCAGAUCGGCGAGCUCGCCCAAGAAAUGGGCUUCUCUGUCACCCUCUCUUCGAACCUCCAACCCAUGAUCAAGAUCGUGCCUCGUGGCAUGUCAGCUGCCGCCGAUGCCUACCUCACACCGGUCAUCAAGACAUACAUUGACUCCAUCUCUUCUAGCUUCGAGGGUGGCUUGGGAAGCCAGCAAGAUUGUCGAUUUGAGUUCAUGCAAUCUGAUGGUGGACUGGUCGAUUUCCGCAAAUUUAGCGGAUUGAAGGCUAUUCUGUCUGGUCCUGCAGCUGGUGUGGUAGGAUUUGCAGCCACCAGUUGGGACCCAACCGAGAAGACCCCCGUCAUUGGUUUUGACAUGGGUGGCACCAGCACUGAUGUAUCCAGGUUCGAUGGUCACCUUGACCAUGUCUUUGCAUCCAAGGUGGCAGGCGUGAUGAUCCAGUCUCCUCAGCUCGACAUCAACACUGUCGCUGCUGGGGGUGGAUCCAUUCUGACUUGGCGCAAUGGCCUGUUCUAUGUCGGACCCGAGUCUGCAAGUGCCCAUCCCGGUCCGGCGUGUUAUCGAAAGGGAGGCCCUCUCACCGUGACAGACGCCAAUCUGUUCCUUGGUCGUCUGCUUCCGGAAUACUUCCCCAAGAUCUUUGGCCCCAACGAGGACGAACCUUUGGACACAGAGACGACUGCACGCUUGUUCACUGAGCUCACGCAAAAGAUCAAUGUCGAGCGCCGACAGCAAGGCCAGGCUGAAUAUUCCCCGGAGGAUGUCGCACUUGGCUUCCUCAAAGUCGCAGACGAGUCCAUGUCCCGCCCAAUCCGCAACCUCACAGAGGCUCGAGGCUUUGAGACUGCGUCCCAUCACUUGGCUUGCUUUGGAGGUGCUGGCGGCCAGCAUGCGUGCUCAGUGGCUGAAACGCUUGGAAUCUCUCGCAUCAUCAUUCACAAAUAUUCCUCCGUUCUGUCAGCCUACGGUCUCGCUCUGGCAGAGGUUGUCAAGGAGUCGCAGGAGCCUGUGUCAACCGUCUACCUGUCAUCCCAAUCUGCCCUUCUCGAACAGCUCGACAACAUGGCAUCAUCAGCAACCAAGGACAUGGAGCUCCAGGGCUUCGCUUCCACUCAAGUGCGUCAUGAUAAAUACUUGAACAUGCGCUAUGAAGGGUCCGAUACCAGCCUGAUGAUCCUGAAGCCCGAGAACUCGUCAGACUUCCUCGAGGAAUUCCGCAUCCGCCAUCGCCGCGAAUUUAAUUUCAACUCCGAGCGCCCAGUUCUCGUGGACGAUGUUCGAGUGCGCUCCAUCGCUUCGUCCAAGGUACGAACUGAACAAAGUCCCUUGGUUCAACUGAAGAACGCCAAUAUUCGAGAUGUCACCGCCGCUCCAGCCUGUACAACUGCAGCCUAUUUCGAUGGCCACUCGAGUCGGAUCGAUACGCCAGUUUAUCUCCUGGGUGAAUUGGAGAAGAACUCUCGCAUCUCUGGCCCUGCCGUCAUUAUUGAUCAGACCCAGACAAUCGUCGUGGCUCCCAACGCUGUGGCGAAUCUGCUCGACACCUGCAUUGUCAUGGAUCUCAAGGAUGAACCAACCUCUUCUACCGGCAGCGCCAUUUCAUCGGAAAUCGACCCCAUCAGACUUACGAUCUUCGGACAUCGUUUCAUGUCUAUUGCCGAACAAAUGGGUCGCACACUGCAGAAGACUUCUGUCUCAACGAACAUCAAGGAGCGGUUGGAUUUCUCUUGCGCUCUUUUCUCGCCCGACGGGGGUUUGGUGGCAAACGCCCCCCACGUUCCGGUUCAUCUUGGAUCGAUGCAAUUCGCCGUACGAUACCAGCAUGAAAAAUGGCUAGGAAAUCUGAAGGACGGUGAUGUUCUCGUGGCCAAUCAUCCCAGUUGUGGAGGCACUCAUCUGCCUGAUAUCACAGUCAUCACGCCUGUCUUUGAUCGACCUGGUGGCUCCAACAUCAUGUUCUACGUGGCUUCCCGAGGUCAUCAUGCUGAUAUCGGCGGUAUCCUGCCUGGGUCAAUGCCUCCCAAAUCCACAGAGCUGUGGCAGGAAGGUGCUGCCAUUGAAGGCGACAAGAUUGUCAGCGAUGGUGUCUUGGAUGAGGCACGCCUGAUUGAAUUGCUGGUUACAAAGCCCUCGCAAUACCCAGGCUGCUCUGGAGCACGGUGCCUCAGCGACAAUCUGUCCGACCUCAAGGCACAGAUUGCCGCCAACACCCGUGGAAUCACCUUGAUCCAAGCUCUGUUCAGUGAAUACGGAACCCAGACGGUGCAAAAGUACAUGUACGCCAUCCAAGCAACUGCCGAGUCUGCUGUGCGCAAUCUACUCAAGGAGCUAUAUCAGAAGUUCGACGGUCAACCAUUGGAGUCGGUUGACUACAUGGAUGACGGUACCCCAAUUCGAUUGAAGGUCACUAUAGAUGGUACCGAUGGAUCCGCUGUCUUCGACUUCGAGGGCACAGGCCCCGAGGUAUAUGGCAGCUGGAAUGCUCCUAUCUCCAUUACUCACUCGGCCAUCAUCUAUUGCCUGCGCUGCAUGAUCAAUGCAGAUGUUCCAUUGAACCAAGGAUGCCUGGCUCCCAUUGACAUCCGCGUUCCACCGUCUACCAUUUUGUCGCCCAGCAAGACCGCUGCCGUUGUUGGCGGCAAUGUUGUGACCUCACAGCGCAUCACUGAUGUCGUCUUGAAAGCCUUCCAGGCUUGCUCCGCGUCUCAAGGCUGUUGCAAUAAUUUGACCUUCGGAACUGACGCUAAGCUUGACCCGUCCACUGGUGCCGUCGUGACUCCUGGAUUUGGAUACUACGAGACUAUUGCCGGUGGCAGCGGAGCUGGCCCAACUUGGAAGGGCGAGUCCGGUGUACAUGUUCACAUGACCAACACGCGGAUCACCGAUCCAGAGAUCUUGGAAAAGCGUUACCCGACGAUGCUUCGUCAAUUUACACUUCGCGAGGGCUCUGGCGGCAAGGGCAAGAACCCAGGUGGUGAUGGAGUGGUUCGAGAUAUUGAAUUCCUUUCGCCGAUGCAAUGCUCGAUCCUGUCAGAGCGACGCGUCCAUCGACCUUAUGGACUCCAGGGUGGCCAAGACGCGCAAACUGGAUUGAAUAUUUGGAUUACGCGAGAUGCUGAGACUGGUGAGGAGCGUCGAAUCAACAUUGGUGGCAAGAAUACUGUUUCAAUGGGGACACACGAUCGCAUUGUGAUCAACACUGCCGGCGGUGGAGGUUGGGGCGCCGUAUGA
This is a messenger RNA of Penicillium bovifimosum, 3837 nucleotides long. RefSeq names its product 5-oxoprolinase. Gene Ontology annotation, cellular component: cytosol. The transcript has 2 exons. Gene Ontology annotation, molecular function: 5-oxoprolinase (ATP-hydrolyzing) activity. The coding region runs from base 1 to 3837 and encodes 1278 amino acids. Gene Ontology annotation, biological process: glutathione metabolic process. The record is from RefSeq and is a predicted model, not a curated record. Lineage: Eukaryota; Fungi; Ascomycota; Eurotiomycetes; Eurotiales; Aspergillaceae.